AUGGACGAUGCAAAAGGAGUGGAAGAGAUUGCAAGGAUUUUAGGGAGGAUAAAUAUUAAAAAUAUAAUUGUAGCCGGGGACAUAAACGCAAAGUCAGCGGUAUGGUUUAAUGAAAAGGAGGAUCACAGGGGACGUCUAAUUUUGGACCUAAUGGAACAGUAUGAUCUGGUAUCAGUUAAUAUGACUGACUACCCGACUUUUUUCACGAGCCAAGCAAAAGGUUGGACAGAUGUUUGUUUAAUGUCAAGUGAGUUAGCGCAAAAUGUGAAAAAUAGUGAAACCCUCCUCUCAAUUACAGCAAGUGACCACAGAUUCAUUAGCACACAAAUAGGAAAUCUAGGAAACAAAAAUCAACAGUAUUAUUUGAAUAUGAAAAAUAUCAACUGGGAACUAUACAAAAGAUUAUUCAAUGAAAAUUGGAGCAAUCACGAAUAUCCAAAAAUGAGAACUACUACAGAUAUAGAUGGCUAUGUAGAACACUUGACAAAUGACAUGCUAAGAGCAGGAUGCCAAGCAGUUUUUAGGAAAAAGAAAAAGCUCCAAUUGCCAGAUAUUAUAAAUUGGGAGAAUGACACAACAGAGGACGAGAAUUUUAAUAUUGAGGCUAAUUUAAAAAAACUAUUGGAUUAUCACUUCCCACUAGAAAACUCUACCAAUAAUACUACCAAUAAUAUUGAUACUGUUAAUUAUCAAAGAAAUAUGAACAAGGAUGACAACCAGGAUAUACAAUGUAAACUCUUUACUUUUAAGGAAGUUAGACAAGCAAUUUAUACAAUGGGUAAUAAAAAGGCACCGGGAAUGGAUAAUAUCACAUCAGAAAUGCUGAAACAUGCUUUUGACGAGAUUCCGGUGGUGUUUGUUUAUCUGUACAAUGAAUGUUUACAACAGAAAUAUUUCCCCAGUGUGUGGAAGACUGCUAGUAUCAAAUUAAUACCCAAAAAUGACAAUCCAACCAAGGCUUCGGACUAUAGACCAAUUAGUCUUCUUCCCACUAUGGGGAAAGCCUUGGAUUAUCUAAUAAUAAGAAGAGUUAAUUGGGAACUCUAUACUUCCGGAAAAAUGCACGAGAAUCAAUAUGGAUUUCGUACAAAUAAAUCAACUAUCAAUGCCCUUAUGAGUGUGAAACAAUUUAUACAUACAGCCUGGGAUAAUAAAAGUCACGCCUUGCUCAUUACUAUUGAUUUUAGUAAAGCUUUCGACAAUCUGAGUUGGAAGGAUAUCUUAAAUACAUUAGAGGAAAUGAAACAGACAACUAACGAAAUAAACCUGCUUAAAAGUUAUCUCCAAAAUAGAUAUAUUGUCUUUCAGGCUAACAAUAUUCAUAUUAAAAAAGAAAUAAACAAAGGUUGUCCUCAAGGUUCGCGCAGCGGACCAAGUAUGUGGAAUCUGGUUUUCGACAAAUUAUUAAGAAAAUUCGAUGGAAGAACAAAUGUUAAAACACAAGCUUUUGCUGAUGACCUUAUGGUCAUGGUGGCAAAUAAAAACUGCGAUAAACUGAGAGACAAAGCAAAUGAAGUAAUGGAAGAAAUAUAUCAGUGGAGUAAGGCACACGGUCUACCAAUUAAUCAUAACAAAUGUCAGGCUUUGGUUUGCACGCGCAAAAAUAAAAGAGGACAACUGAAAAAAACGCUCAAGUUACGUAUUAACAAUGAAAGAGUGAGGCAGGUUAAAACAUUAAAAUAUCUAGGAGUGCACAUAGAUCCCAAUCUCAGUUGGCACCACCAUAUUAAUGAGCUGACCGCAAAAACAAAACAACGAAUAAACCAGAUUAAUUGGAUUAUGGGAAAGUAUUGGGGGCUAAAUCCAAGAAAUAGUACCCUCAUUUAUAAAACUGCUAUAGAACCGGCCUUACUAUAUGCUGUGCCGGUAUGGCAAGAAGCACUAGAUAAUAUACAUAUAAAGAAAAGAUUACUUUCGGUACAGAGGCAAGCUGCUAUUAAAAUCACUAAGGCGUAUAGAACGGCGCCAACAGAUGCUUUGCUGGCGAUAGCAGGCUUGACCCCUAUUCAUAUAACUGCUAAGUCCAAAGCCUGGCAAUGGAUUGUAACGAAUACGAGAAUAUGGGGAAAAACAACUGAAGAAAUAAACAAAAACAUUAGAAAUAAGCUUAUACCGAAGAAUAUAAAAGAAAUAUCAGAAAAUAUAUUAACAACCGAAAUUGACAAGAUUGACAAUAGUAUUAGCUUGGAAAUUCACCCAGCAGAAAGCAUGAAAAUCAAAGUUAGCUUAGAAUAUGAAAAUAAAAAGGACAAGGACUAUCAGUGGUUAGUUUACACUGACGGGUCUAGGCAAACAGAAGGAGCCGGUGCUGGAAUCUACAUCACAAAAACAAAUUCAAAAGUUAAAACUUAUCAGGCUAACUUUAAAAUUGCAAACCACUGUACCAUAACACAGGCGGAAUUAUGGGCUAUUUACAAAGCAUUGAUACAUAUAAGAACAAACCUGGAAACAUACAAAGGUAGUAUAAAAUUUUAUAUUGAUAGUAGAGUAGCACUGCAGACACUAAGGAAGGAAAAGAACAUCCCAUUACUGGCAGUAGAAAUUAUUAGAGAGGCCCAUAAAAUUGCGGAUAACAAUAAUUUGUUCUUCAGUUGGAUACCGGCGCACCAAGGAAUAAAAGGAAAUGAAAUGGCAGACUUUUUAGCUAAAAGGGCAGUUACAUCGGAUUCGAAAAUAACAUAUAAAAGGAUACCAAUGAAAGAGUUAAAGAAACAAAUGAGGAAUUGGGAAGUUACAACCUGGCAGAAGGAAUGGGAAAAUUCUACCACAGGUAGACAUUGCUUCCAAUUUUUUCCAAUUAUCAAGGAUAGACUCCGCAACAAACAUUAUAAAAUUAGUCAUGAAACUACCCAGAUUCUGACUAAUCAUGGUAGCUUUCAAGCUUAUUUAUAUAGAUUCAAAAUAUCAAGGAGAAAAAAUUGUGAUUGUGACGAGGAAAGCGAAGGAGAUGCGAAUCAUCUACUUUUUGACUGUAAAAAAUACGAGCAAAGCAGACAACAAUUUUUUAGACAAUGCAUGUUACAUGGUAUAAGGUGGAGAACAGAUCAACAUAGAAUAAUUAACAAUAAAGAAGUAUGGGAAAGCCUGGAACAGUUUAUAACUAAAACAGGAACCCUAUUACCAGACUAUAGCAAAACCAAAGCACAAAAUACAGUCCAAAGUCAACAAAGCAGCGGUGCAGUAGCAGAAAGUGAUCUAAGUGACAACCAAGACAACGACAGAGAAAUUAACAGCGCCAGUGAAGAUACUGAAGACAGCGAGUGACCGAGAGGAUUCCAAAAGAUUCACCUGUUCAAAAGUUGUUCAUAAUAUGGUGUGCUUAUAAUUGACGCAAAAGCUCUUUGUGUGAUUAUCCAUGGGGUCCUUCCAGGCAGCGACAAGGG
Centruroides sculpturatus (bark scorpion) is the source of this 3383-nucleotide messenger RNA. RefSeq lists its product as uncharacterized. NCBI's taxonomy places the organism in Eukaryota, Metazoa, Arthropoda, Arachnida, Scorpiones, Buthidae. The transcript has 2 exons. Gene Ontology annotation, molecular function: RNA-DNA hybrid ribonuclease activity; nucleic acid binding. The record is from RefSeq and is a predicted model, not a curated record. The coding region runs from base 1 to 3264 and encodes 1087 amino acids.